Molecule: messenger RNA, 2708 nt
Organism: Maniola jurtina (meadow brown)
Lineage: Eukaryota; Metazoa; Arthropoda; Insecta; Lepidoptera; Nymphalidae
Product: altered inheritance of mitochondria protein 3-like
Exons: 7
Coding region: 291-2369 (692 amino acids)
Source: RefSeq, a predicted model, not a curated record
CUAUACUAACUUUUAUUGCAACAAUUCUUUGAUGUUCAUGAAUGCACCUAAAAAUAUCCUUAUUGUAAGCCUUUGGUUAUGACAACUUUGUUUUUACUGGUACAAAAAAUAUGCCCAGUUCUUCCCUCUCAUAUAAUAAGGUCGAUAUUAGCAUGACAUCAUAAAUUUUAGGUGCCGUUUUGAAAAAGGCAGCAAAGGUCGAUAAUGCACGCGUUAGGAAUGCCAAUUUUCAGACCUAUUGUCUAUAAAAGCGAUGCGCGCACGCAUGGUAUAAGCGAAAGUGAACGAAAAUGAAGGAACUGUUAACAUUGGUGUCGUUGCUGUUGAGUGGAGUGGUGGCAGAAGGUCCAUACGCACCCAGUGGCUGGAGACCUGAUGGACCUGCUUUUGUUACACCGGAGAGGACACAGUUUGUGGCUCCCCAACAGCAGUACUUACCACCAGUGGACCCAAGGAGACCCCUAACACCAAACAACUUCGAUGAAGGCGACGUAUCAGUUCAAGGUCUACCCAGCAUCGAACCUCAGCCAAUAUUCGAAGUGUCACCAAUCAACGGCCAACAGUACACUGGGCCCAGUAUUAAUGCUGAUAUUGGAAGGCUAAACCCCAGUUUUCAACAAGCACAGUACCAGCAACAGCUAGAAAAGGCACGCCAAUUCGCAAGGCAGAGAGAGUUCGAGAACAGACUUGCCAGGGUCCCAAACAACGGAUUACCAAACCAACAAUCACCAAGACAAUUCGCUUCACAAGCAACAACUACCACAACCUCAAGACCCGAAUUUAGAACAACCCAAGCUGAAACAACCACUGAAUCCUUAAAUCUGAACGAAGGGGAAAUUUUAGACGAUGGAAGGAAGGUUAAUACAAAAGACCAAAAAGACAAAGUCGCUGUAGAAGUGACAAAACAAAACCUGCAAGAGUAUCCACCUGAAAUAUUCCUGAAUCCUUUGGCUCAGUUGAAAUUACAGCCACAGUUCGUACCUUUGCAACAAUUCGGUCAACUUAGAGCACCUUUAUUUUACCAACCUGCCCAGUUACAAGACGGCCGAUCAGCAGGCUUUGAUGGACCUGCUCAUCUAACAGCAUUACCGUCAGUGUUGGCUCAGCGAGAGUUAUUGGCUCAACAGGCUCAAAAUCAAGGCCAAGGCUUUGCCCAAAAUCCUAUAAUAGUUCAACAAGGACCUGGUUUUCUUCAGGAACCGAUUAAUCAAUAUCAACCUGUCCAACGUGUACAACCCGUCCAACCUAUCCAACCUGUUGAUCCCGCUCAAAACGAGGAGCCUGAUCAAAAUGAUGAGCGUGAUGUUGAACCUCUCGAAAGACAACCUAAACAAGGCCAAAACUUCCCCAAAAUUCAAGCGCAGAGGGUAAUUUUACAGCGUCAACCAUUAAAUCAGAUUCAACCGGAUCAGUUCCAACAGUCUCAAUUUCAAUUCCAACCUCAACCGAUACAACUGCAACCCCAAGCGGUGCAAUCGAAUCAAUUCCCACAACAAGUUCAAUAUCAACCUCAACCACAGUUCCAAGUUCAACCACAAUUAGCGCAACCCAAUCAAUACCCACAGCCACAACUGCAAUUCCAACCUCAACCGGCUCAGCCUGAUCAAUUCCAACAACCACAGUUACAGUUCCAACCUCAACCUAUUCAACCAAAUCAAUUUCCUCAACCGCAGUUGCAGUUCCAACCUCAACCUGUUCAGCCAAAUCAAUUCCCUCAGCCACAAUUGCAGUUCCAGCCUCAACCGCAGCCAAAGCAAUUCUUACAACCAGAGCGACCGAAAGACGUUGAAGAAAUCGAACCAACAGACCAACAAGUCGUCUAUCAAAACUACCAACCUCAGUUUUACCAGGCGCAGUUCCAACCGAAUCAAUAUCAGACUCCUGAACAACCUUUAUUUGUAGCCCAACCUCAGCCACAAGUUGCUUAUCAAAAUCAAGAGCAGUUUUAUCAGAAUCAGUAUCCACAGCAGCAAUAUCCUCAACAAGCUCCUCAAGAUGGUCAACCUUUACAAAGUGGUCUAGAUAUUAACCAACAAGGAAAUGACAUUGAACAAACAGAAGAAGAAGAGAAUGAUCAAGAGGGAGAAGGCCCUAGAGUGACUGCGGUCGCUACAGCAUUUGGCACAAGGACCCAGCCCCGAGUGUUCGCGCAGUAUGGAGCUCCUAUACCUAAAGUACAGGAAGAUCCUCGGUAUCAGACUACUACUGAAUCAGCACGGGAAGAACGUCAAGAUCAAGAUGCACCAGCAGUGACCGAAGCUACAGCUGUUGCCACUGGAAGGAGAAACGCAAAACUCAGGAGUCGCCGAGUUCGACCGAUUUUCACGUUGGACCGAUCUGGACAUUUAGUGCUGGCCCAACAGCAAUAAUAUUACAAACCUUUACUAGACCUUUAUGAAAUGUCCAAAAUUAGUUAAUCUACAACCGAUUUCCAGUCAAGAUAUUUGCACAUACCUAUUUAUUGCAGCUUUUUAUACAACUUGUCCAAAACAAACAUCACCCAUCCCAUAGUCUCAUUCAAUGAGACAAUUGAAUAAAUAAUUUAUUAACAAACAUAAAUAUAAAAUUCCUUCUUUUAUUAUCCCUCUAACUUUGCCUGAGACUUUGUCCAUCUAAGUUGACCGGUGUUCAGUCAAUGACAGUGGAUCAAUCAGAUUUUUAAAAGAUGACGUGAUAAUUUUUUCACAUCAUUUAGUCUGAUUGGUCGC